AUAGGGCAAUCUCAUAUUUUUGUCAUAUUCUACUUCAAACAAGGUUAUGAGAAAUAUGGGAAUGUCUUCGAUGAGUUUCCUCAUUGCUUUUCUAGGAUGUCUAGUUCUUGCUGCUCUGAUUCAAGCGCAGGACCAAUCAGGAUUCAUCAGCAUAGAUUGCGGAACUCCUGAAAUGAACUACACUGAGCAGUCAACAGGCCUAAAUUAUACUUCAGAUGCAAAUUUCAUAAACACUGGUGUGAGAAAGUCAAUAGCAUCUCAACUAAGAAAUGGGUAUCUGAAACACAUGUGGUAUGUCAGAAGCUUUCCGGAAGAAGGAAAAAGGAACUGUUACAAAAUAGAAAUCACAAGAGGCACUAAGUAUCUCAUCAGGGUAGCGUUCUUGUAUGGAAACUACGACGGUCAAAAUAUGCUGCCUCAGUUUGAUCUUCUUCUUGGGGCUAGUCAGUGGGCUACAGUGACUAUAAAAAAUGCAACCAUUGACCAGGCUGAGGAGAUCAUACAUGUACCUUCACUAGAUUACCUACAAAUCUGUCUGGUUGACACAGGCCAUGGGACACCAUUUAUAUCAUCUAUAGAAUUGAGGACUUUGAGAGAUGACAUUUAUGUCACUCGAUUUGGAUCGUUGCAAAAUUACCUCAGAUGGGAUUUAGGUUCUAGCAGAGGUUACAGGUACAACUAUGAUGUUUAUGAUCGUUACUGGAGCUACGGCAACAUCAAUGAAUGGAAAAUAUUAAGUGCUUCUAUUACUGCUGAUUCUUUAGACCAGAGCCAGGAUGAUUUCAAAGUGCCAGCAAUUGUUCUGAGCACUGCAAUUACACCACUAAAUGCUAGUGCUCCAUUGGUAAUAUUGUGGGAGCCAGAACAUCAAACUGAGCAAUUCUAUGUUUACAUGCACUUCACAGAGAUUGAAGAGUUAGCAAAGAAUCAGACUAGAGAAUUCAACAUCACCUUGAAUGGAAAGUCAUGGUUUACAAAUUUGUCUCCACAGUACCAAGGUGUCACCACUAUCCGGAGCAAGUCAGGCACCAGUGGGAAAAUAAUUAUAUUUUCACUUGAGAUGACUGAGAAUUCAACCCUACCUCCCAUCAUCAAUGCCAUUGAAAUCUAUAAAGUUAUAGAGUUCCAACAAGCAGACACAUACCAAGGAGAUGUUGAUGCGAUUACAACCAUCAAGUCUGUUUAUGAGGUGACAAGAGACUGGCAAGGUGAUCCAUGCGCCCCUAUAGACUACUUGUGGCAGGGUCUGAAUUGUAGUUAUCCCGAAAAUGAUUCUCCAAGAAUCACAAGUUUGAAUUUAUCUUCAAGUGGAUUAUCAGGAAAGAUAGACCUUUCGAUCUCAAAGCUCACCAUGUUGGAGAACUUGGAUUUAUCAAACAAUAGCUUAAACGGUGAAAUUCCCGAAUUUCUGUCUCAACUACAACACUUGAAGAUAUUAAACUUGGAGAAGAACAACCUCUCCGGCUCAAUUCCACCAGCACUAAAUGAAGGUUCUGUCUCACUAAGUGUGGGCCAAAAUCCAUAUCUAUGUGAAUCUGGUCAAUGCAACGAGAAGGAAAAUGAAAAGGAACAAGAAAAGAAAAAGAAGAAUAUUGUUACACCCUUGGUAGCAUCUGUUGGUGGGGUUGUGAUCCUUCUGGUGGUUAUGGCAGCUAUAUUGUGGACUAUUAAAAGGAGAAGAUCAAAAGAUUUGAUGGUAGAAAAGGAUCCAAGUCAGAUCUCACCGCAAUACACAGAACAAGAUGAUUCAUUACUGGAAUUCAAAAAACAAAUAUAUUCAUACUCUGAUGUCCUUAAAAUCACCAACAAUUUCAAUACAAUUGUUGGUAAAGGAGGAUUUGGAACAGUUUAUCUGGGCUAUAUUGAUGACACUCCAGUUGCAGUGAAAAUGCUUUCCCCAUCGGCCGUUCAAGGUUAUCAACAAUUUCAAGCUGAGGUUAAACUUCUAAUGAGAGUUCAUCACAAAAAUUUGACCUCCCUUGUUGGUUAUUGUAAUGAGGGAACCAAUAAGGCUCUCAUAUACGAGUACAUGGCUAAUGGAAACUUACAAGAACAUCUAUCUGGUAAACGCAGCAAAACAAAAAUCUUGAGCUGGGAAGACAGACUUCGUAUAGCAGUGGAUGCAGCCUCAGGAUUGGAGUAUCUGCAAAAUGGUUGCAAGCCACCUAUAAUCCACAGAGACGUAAAAUCUACAAAUAUCUUGUUGAAUGAACACUUUCAAGCAAAAUUAUCUGAUUUUGGUCUAUCCAAAAUUAUCCCAACUGACGGGGGAACUCAUGUGUCAACUGUUGUUGCUGGUACUCCUGGUUAUCUAGACCCUGAGUACUACAAAACCAAUAGAUUAACAGACAAGAGUGAUGUCUAUAGCUUUGGUGUUGUUCUUUUGGAGAUAAUCACAAGUCAACCAGUGAUAGCGAGGAAUCAAGAAAAGAUUCAUAUAAGUCAAUGGGUUAACUCCUUGAUGGCGAAAGGAGAUAUCAAGGCCAUUGUUGACUCAAAGUUAGAUGGAGAUUUUGAUAGUAACUCAGUUUGGAAAGCAGUGGAAAUAGCAACGGUUUGUGUGUCUCCAAAUCCCGACCGAAGGCCAAUCAUAAGUGUGAUAGUGACUGAACUGAAGGAGUCUUUGGCAAUGGAAAUAGCUCGAACUAAAUAUAGCAGUGCCGAUACAAGAGAUUCAGUUAAACUUGUAACCAUGAAUCUGAGUACCCAAGUUGUUCCCCAGGCCAGGUAAAAAGCUUGUCCAAAAUAAGGUGGUUUCCUCUUGACGAAUGCUAGAAUAGAUCAAGCCACACAAGUGAAUAUGACCUUGAAUAAGUAGUGAAUAGGUGCUUUAAUUUGCAUGUAUGUUUUCUGUGGGAGACUUUGUUUUAAUAGUAUACUUAAUACUUGUCCUCCAAGUGUGUUAGGAUUGGUGAUUCAAAUGGAGUGAGCAAAUAGAAGAAAAAUAAAUAAGGAGGAAUGAAUAUCAUUGUAUAAUUGAUCGUCAUUGGAUGCGAUUUAUAAAAUAAGUUGUUUUUACUUUGUGUUUGUAUUUGAAUUAAUGUAAUGUAAUUUCAUAUUUUAAAAAUAUGAAUUGUUUGCGACUUCA
This is a messenger RNA of Glycine soja, 3088 nucleotides long. RefSeq names its product LRR receptor-like serine/threonine-protein kinase IOS1. Gene Ontology annotation, biological process: protein phosphorylation. The record is from RefSeq and is a predicted model, not a curated record. The transcript is spliced from 13 exons. NCBI's taxonomy places the organism in Eukaryota, Viridiplantae, Streptophyta, Magnoliopsida, Fabales, Fabaceae. Gene Ontology annotation, molecular function: protein binding; ATP binding; protein kinase activity. Bases 47 to 2731 code for a protein of 894 amino acids.